Emericellopsis cladophorae is the source of this 369-nucleotide messenger RNA. RefSeq lists its product as uncharacterized. The transcript is spliced from 4 exons. The record is from RefSeq and is a predicted model, not a curated record. The coding region runs from base 1 to 369 and encodes 122 amino acids. Lineage: Eukaryota; Fungi; Ascomycota; Sordariomycetes; Hypocreales; Bionectriaceae.
AUGCCAAGCUCAAGUGGCAGAUCCAGCCGGAGGAGCGGCAACUCCGUCCGCCAGCCGAAGCUCUGCGCUAAUGUCCUCCAGCCGAAGCUCCAGGGACACGUCCUCUCGCCGAAGCUCGUCCUCCAGGGCCUCAUCCUCCAGGGCCUCGUCGGCCAGCGCGAGUGGAUUGAAGACGGUCCUAUGCGCGAGAUCCCGAGCUCCAGCGACCCAGGAGUCCAUGGCGACGAAAUUGUUCCCUUCGUCGCCACUGAUUACGACACGGAAUCUGUCCGCUCGAGCGGCACCGACGAAUCCUGGAACGUAUUCAAGUACUGGAGGCGCAAGGCCGCUGCCUCGCUCGCGUGGAACAGGCGCGACGGGAUUGUCUGA